This is a messenger RNA of Closterium sp. Naga37s-1, 7269 nucleotides long. The record is from the annotation of a GenBank genome assembly. NCBI's taxonomy places the organism in Eukaryota, Viridiplantae, Streptophyta, Zygnematophyceae, Desmidiales, Closteriaceae.
AUGCAGGGCUCGCGAAACCUUCUGUCGUCCUCGAAUGACGUCACAGUAGCCAUCACUAGCCACGACUGGAAAGAUAAUGCGAAGGGUAUCGGCGCCGCCAAAAGCGCCGUGGAUGGCGGAAACGAAUUCGACGGGGUGGAUAGCUGGCGAGGCGCGUUCGCCGGGGAGGUGGUGACUGUGGAAGAGGUCCGAGAAGACCCGCGGGAAGCGAAACGGCGGAAAGGCAACCGGGGAAAAUUGAAAAAAUCGAAGGUGGGGGAAAAGCGAGGAGAGGAUGCGGCGGGAAAGGGGCGCAUGGGUGAACAGGGUAGCAAAGAGGGAAAAGGACUGGGUGUUGAGAUUGCGGAGAAGGGGAAGGGGAAGAAGCGGGAAGAGAUGAUGAUCAAGGUUGGCGGGUUGACCAAGGAAGUGAAGAAUGACACCCGCGAGAAGAUAGGCGAGAAAGACGAGGAGGCGGAAUCGAAGGGAUUGGACAGGAGAACGGAGGAGCAGCGUGAUGAGCGGCGGGAGGAGGGGAUAGAAAAGGAUCACGUAGAGAAUGAGAAGAGUGCGCGGGAUAGCAGCAGCACGCCGCAGACCGACAGCACGCGGCAGGAGAGCGGCACGCGGCAGGAGAGCAAGACGGAGGAGGGAGGGCGUGAGAGUGGGAGCGAUAUGCGGCAGAAGGAGGAGGUUGAGAGGAAGACGGAGGCAGCUGCUGGCGCGCUCGAGGGGGAACGUAGCAGCCCAGGGGCACAGGCAGCCGAAGCGACUGUCGCACGGGAAGCAGAUGUCGCACGGGAAGCGGAUGUCGCACGGGAAGCGGAUGUCGCGCGGGAAGCGGAUGUCGCACGGGAAACGGAUGUCGCGCGGGAAGCGGAUGUCGCGCGGGAAAGUGAAGCAGCGGUAGAGUCAACGGCAUCAGCAGAGGGGGGGCCGGCAUCAGGAGGCCCGGAGUUGGCAUCAGUGGACGGGGGGGCGGCAUUAGGGGACACGGAGGCGUCAUCUGGGGAGGCGGGGACGGCAUCAGGGGGUGGAGUUAGCGACGCGGCAGUGAUCGCUGUGGCCCAGGGCAACCUAGGCGCACGCCUGCAGGCGCUUUGCCUUGCGCCCGCCGUCAGCGCGGUGUGGAGCGCGCGAGCACCAGGGGAGGCGGACGUGGGGAAGGCGGAAGGCGAUAGGGCGGGGGAAGUAGCCGUUGUAUGGAAUGAAUCGGCGGUUGCGGAUGCUGACGUGGACGGAAUACCCAACAAGCAACCCGUUGGAGAGGGGUUCUUGGAUUUAUUCAGCGGGUUUCCCAGUGUAAAUGCUUUACGAUUAGAUGAGAAGGAUAAGGCUGUUUGGCCGAGUGUGACUGUAACGGGAGCGGCCUCUGCUGCUCCUCUUUUAGAGUCACGGACAGAGGUGCAAGUCUCCCUGCCGGCCUGCGUAGAAGCGGGGUCAGAAUCGGCCAAUGGGAGCACGGCAAAUGGCAGCAGCAGUAGCAGCGCGGAGGUGCCUGAUUUGUCACUGUCGCUGUGGGUCCCUUCUGGACUAAGCCACGUGGCAAGCAGAGAAUGGAAUCCCCCCGAGGCAUGUUCCGCCCUCCGCCUCUUCAGGUCGUGCCUGGGCGCUCUCCAGCCCUCGCCACGUGUCAGCAGAUUAUUGGAGAAGGGGGCGCUUGGGGAAACGGGGGCAGCUGCUGGGAAGUAUGAGGGGGAGAUUAAGGAGGAGAAGGGAGAGGUAAAGGGGGGAUUUAGGGAGAGAUUAGCACGUAGCACGGCAGUGUAUCUGGAAGCCAAUCAGGCGAUGCCAGGUGGCAUGUGCGGAGGGUGCCCCGAGGACCCUCUACUCAACUGCACGCUUCGCACGCUGACGUGGCGCUACCUGCGCGUGCAGUCCAACUCGUCUGACGUGGACUUCACUGUAGCAGCUGCCUCUGCUACAGACGCUGCUACAGUCGCAGGCACCUUCCAUCCCCUGCGCGCCCCGCUCCUCCUCCCCCACACUGCCGUUAGAACGGCCAUGGGUUGCCCCUUGAGGGUACCUCCCUUAUCCUCCGCCUCCUCCUCCGCCGCCUCCUCCUCCUCCUCCUCCUCCUCCUCCUCCUCCUCCUCCUCCUCCUCCUCCUCCUCCUCCUCCUCCUCCUCCCCCCCCGCCCCCCCUUCAUCCUCAUCCUCCUCAUCACCAUCACCAGCAUCCUCCUCGUCUUCGUCGCGGCGACUGUUGGCGCUGAAGGGAGAGGAGAAGGAGCAAGAGAAGCGGGAGAAGAAGUCUGGGUCACCAGCUGACGGUUCUGGCAGCGACAGUAGCGAGAACAGCAGCAGUAGCGGUAGUGGGGCGAGCAGGGCAGAAGGACAGGAAUGGAGCUGUGGCCAGCUGGAGUUGGCGGAGCUGCUGCUGCUGUCGUGGGCUCGAGGGCUCAUCCACUCGCGGCCCUCGAUAGAGGCACUCUUCAUUGCUUCCCAGGGAGGACGGCACCGGGCGAGCCAAAGCAGCAGUGCGGACGCCCCUGCUGCCGCCCAGGCAGCUGCGGGGGCAGCUGCAGUCUCCCCGGCAGCUGCGUUUGUGGUGGAGGAGAGUGUGUGCGCUGCCCCUCGUGUUGCUCGGUUUGUCGACCAGAAGUACCUGCAGCAGAUGCUGGUCGAUGAGGAGCUCAAGGCGGUGUACUGCUUCGUGCCCAAGGCAGCCUGCACGAGCUGGAAGGUGUGGUUCCGCCAGCAGCUGUCCAAGCGGCUCGGCAGCAUGAAGUCGUACGGAGUGCCGGAGCGAAUCAUCGUGCACAACCCGCAGCAGAGCGGGCUGAGCAUCAUGGGGUACGGGUUUGAGGAGCACGACAACAUUCGCUUCCUCACACGCCCCGACUUCUUCAAGUUCUCGUUUGUGCGCAACCCGUUUACGAGGAUUGCGUCUGCGUAUCUGAACAAGCAUGUGGAUGGGGGGUACCCACACGACCGCAAGUACUGGAACGAGCGUUUCUUUGCAGGGCUGCAGGCGUACAACGAGCUCAUGAAGAGCCAGAACGGCUCCGACUUCAUCCCCUUCUCCACCUUCAUGUCAUUCCUCCAGAUGCAAGCCACACGCUAUGUAGCGCGCAUGGACCCCCAUGUCCGCCCCCAGAUCGACCUGUGCAAGCUGAAUUCGAUCCGAUACGACUUUAUUGGGCGGUUUGAGAAUCUAGAGGAGGAUGUGGCAAAAGUGAUGCGGCAGUUUGGGAAGGAGGGAAAAGAUGCGUUUAGUAUUGGCCAUGGUGCACACCCAACUAAUGCAUCGGAUAAGCUGCUCGAGUUAUAUGACCAGCGAGCUUUUGAGGCUGCUAUGUUCGCAUACAAGUCAGAUUUCAGCGUGCCUUUAAAUGGUUUAGACGGCGUGUCGCAAUCACAGAUUGACACGCCUCCGCGCAUACUGCGUUCCGCGUUCCUCUCCUUGUUCCCCAACGUUCGUAUUCGCGUUCCCCCAUCGUUCUCCUCCGCGUUCCCCCAACAGGGCGAUCUCCCCGCGCGCCUGCAGACCCUCUGUCUCGCACCCGCGGUGGCGGCAGCGCUGUGGCGGCGCCAGCAGCAGCGGACGGGGGACGGGUGGGCGCAACCCGCGGGCACGCGUCUGGGGCUCCGCGCAGGGGCGGGAGGAGCGGAAGGAGAGGCCAUGCGCAUGACGAUAGUGUGGGCGCAACAAGGAACGGAAGGCGGAGCGGAAGGGGGAAAUGCGGAUGCGGCGUUCCGCGCGCUGUUUGAAGGUCCGCCCGCGCGCAGCCGAAUGGACCUUCCCCGCGGAUUGGCGGAGUCUUGGCCGAAUGUGACCGUGUCGGAAGGGGCAAGCGGCGGAGACGGAGAGAGCGAAUCCGUGCAAGGGUUGGAGGAAAUCACAGUGAACGUGCCUCAUUGCUCGGAAGAUGCGACCAACGGGAGCGCGACACUUAGCACGGGAUUCGUGCAUCCAGGCUGGAAGGUGUCCCUGCGAGUGCCACGUCAUCUGAAAACGCUGAUGUACCAGGAUUGGACCCCCCCCGAGGCCUGUUCCGCCCUCCGCCUCUUCCAGUCAUGCCUGGGCGCUCUCCAGCCCUCGCCACGUGUCAGCAGAUUACUGGAUGGAGAAGUGGGGGAGCAGCAGGAUGAUAAAAGCGAAGGAGCAGGAAACACAGAGUCACUAUUCUCCAGGCUUAAAUCGAGUACAGCAGUGUACCUUGAGGCCAAUCAGGUGAUGCCAGGUGGCACGUGCGGAGGGUGCCCCGAGGACCCUCUACUCAACUGCACGCUUCGCACGCUGACGUGGCGCUACCUGCGCGUGCCAUCCAACUCGUCUGACGUGGACUUCACUGUAGCAGCUGCCUCUGCUACAGACGCUGCUACAGUCGCAGGCACCUUCCAUCCCCUGCGCGCCCCGCUCCUCCUCCCCCACACCCUCAAGCGCAUAAGCCUUGGCUGCCCUGCAUCUCCCCCUCUUUCCGCCUCCCUUUCUUCUGCUCCCUCUCCUCCUCAACUCUCUACCUCCUCUCGACGAUCCAGCAAGAAAAGCGAGCAGCAUAGCGAGGGCGAGGAGGAAAGCGGGAGAGAGGAGCAGCUGGAAAGCGAGGUGCAGAGGGAGGGCGAGCAGCAGAGGGAGGAGGAGGAGGGAACCGGGAGCGGGGAGCAGAAUGAGGGUGAGGAUGGAAGGGAGAGCGAGCAGCAGAGCGCGGGCGGGCAGAAGAGCGAGGGCGAAGGGGGUCCAGCAAAGGCAGUACGGCGAAGAUGGGUGCUGGACGAGGGAGGAGAUGCGGAGGAUGCAGGGAGUGAGGAAGCAGAUGAGUUGCAAGGGGAGGAAAGGGAAGAGGAAACAAGGGAGAAAGAAGAGGCAACAGGAGCAGAGGGGGUUGGUUGGCAAGUCAGGAAGAAAGAAACAAGCAACAGUGAUAGCAGCAGUGGCGGCACACACACUAGCAGUGGGAAUGGCAGCAGACGAGGAAGAAAGGGCAGGAGCAGCACAACCGCGAGCAGUAGUGGGACUGCCAGCACCACCGCAGGCAGCGCCAGCACAAGCACGGCUGCUGCUGACCAGACGGAGUGUCAGCAGCUACAGCUGGCGGAGCUGCUGCUGCUGUCGUCUGCUCGAGGCCUCCUUCACACACGUCCCUCUGUGGAAGCACUCUUCAUUGCCGCCCAGGCCAGGGCGCGGAUCAACCAGAACGCACACGCUCCUCCUGCUGCUGCUGCUGCUCCUGCCACUGAUGCUACUGCUGCCGCUGAUGCUGCUGUGGCUUCUGGAGCUGGCGAAACUGGUGGUUUGUUAGGGGAAGCUGGUUUCUCCACGGCGGCCCUGCCUGCAUCCUCGUUUGUGGUGGGCCCGUCAGUGUGUGAGGCCCCUGAGCCGGCGCCCUUGAAGAACAUGUGGUUCCUGCGGCAGUAUCUCGUGGAUGAGGAGCUCAAGACCAUAUACUGCUUUGUCCCCAAGGCGGCCUGCACGAGUUGGAAGGUGUGGUUCCGCCAGCAGCACAACCUCCCCAACAUCUCAGACGUCUACCUCGCCCACGACCCCAAGCACUCAGGCCUGCACGUGCUCGCGUCCGGAUACACCGAAUCUGCCGUCAUGGCGCUCCUCACCCGCCCGGACUUCUUCAAAUUCACGUUCGUGCGCCACCCGUUUGCGCGGCUGGCCUCGGCGUACCUGAACAAGCAUGUGAACGGCGGGCCGCCGCAGGGGAGGGCGUUUUGGAACAAGAGGUUCUUCCAUGGCACGCGGCCGUUCCAGUGGUUGGUGGAGCACCAGGGCGGGUCGGACUUGCUGCAGUUUGGGGACUUUGUGGGGCUGCUGAGGACCAUGUUUAAGAGGAGACGACGCACCAUGGACCCCCAUGUUGCCCCUCAGGUGGACGUCUGCAGGCUCAACGACAUUCGGUUUGACUUUGUGGGUCAUUUUGAGAACCUGGCAGAGGAUGUGCCGGUGGUGAUGCAGCGCCUGAAUCGCACAAUCACAUCUGAAGCCUUCUCCAUUGGGAAAUCAGCGCACCCCACUAAUGCCCGCGACAAAUUCCUUGAUCUAUUCGACAAGAACGCGUAUGACGAAGCAAUCGAGUUUCUCUCCAUAGACAUGAACGUGCCAUUGAACAACAUAUCGUUUUCACCUCCCCCAAGAUUACUUGAGCUCUUUGGGGAGGUAAAUAAGGCCCGAUCCGAGGCGGCGGCCGCUGCGCAGGCGGCACCAGAAUCCUCCUCCACUCCCGCUCCCGCUGCUGACGUGGAUCAGCUAGCAGGAUCGUUCAAUGGGAUGACAUUGGACGAGCGGUACGCGCUGGUGCGGAGCGUGGGGGAGGAGUGCAUUCAGGAGGACGAGCUGCGCAACCUGCUGCUCAAGAAGAAGGACCCCGUCGCCUACGACGGCUUCGAGCCUUCGGGUCGCAUGCACAUCGCCCAAGGAGUGAUGAAAGCACUGAACGUGAACAAGCUGACCCAGUCGGGGUGCGUCUUCAAGUUCUGGGUGGCGGACUGGUUCGCGCAGCUGAACAACAAGAUGGGCGGCGAUCUCAAGAAGAUCCAGACCGUUGGUCGCUACAUGAUGGAGGUGUGGCGUGCAGUGGGCAUGGAUCUCACGCGCGUGGAGUUCAUGUGGUCGUCUGAGGAGAUCAACGGGCGUGCAGGGGAGUACUGGCCGCUUGUCAUGGAUAUCGCGAGAAAGAACAAACUCCCCAGGAUCCUCAGGUGUUCGCAGAUCAUGGGGCGCAGUGAGACGGACGAGCUGUCUGCCGCACAGAUCUUCUACCCCUGCAUGCAGUGUGCUGACAUCUUCUUCCUCAAGGCGGACAUCUGUCAGCUGGGCAUGGACCAGCGCAAGGUGAAUGUGCUGGCGAGGGAGUAUUGCGACGACAUCAAGAGGAAGAUGAAGCCCAUCAUCCUCUCCCACCACAUGCUGCCUGGGUUGCUGCAAGGCCAGGAGAAGAUGUCAAAGAGUGACCCCAACUCUGCCAUUUUCAUGGAGGACGAGGAGGCGGAAGUGAAUGUGAAGAUCAAGAAGGCUUUCUGUCCGCCAGGGGAGGUGGAGGGCAACCCGUGCAUUGCCUAUGUGCAGUACAUUGUGCUGCCUUGGUUCAAGCAGUUUGAGGUGGAGCGUAAGGAGGAGCACGGAGGCAACGUCAUCUACACUGAUGCGGAUCAGCUGUGUGCAGACUACAAGGAGGGUAAACUCCACCCAGGUGACCUCAAGCUGGCUCUUUCCAAAGCAAUCAACAAGAUUCUCCAGCCUGUUCGAGACCACUUCAAGACAAACCCUGAUGCAAAGAAACUGCUGGCACAAGUCAAGGUAAGAGUUGUGCUUAAUACGGUAAGAGGAGUUUUGCUUUAA